AUGCCCAUUCGUGCACUGCCCCUGGAGGGACUGACCUCUAUCGCAGGCUUUUUCGAUCCCUCCUCGGUCCCCCUCGCCUUCACAAGCGCCUCGCCUACCGGGCGAGUUGCGGGGGAGCUCGCUGCCUUCGCUUGCCCUGCGCACUGCUAUGGCCAUGCUGCUUCACCGCAGACGCCAAUGCUGAGCAUGGACCCGUCCUUUAUGGAGCGCGUCGCUGUUAUAACGGACACCCAGCAAGUGAAGAAUGCGGAGUGGUGGAUGGUGCGGAGCCGUCGCCUCAUCCACGACGACCCCUACCCAUACCCUCUGCGCAGCGUGUACUUCUGUCUGAGCUCGGCACUGGAGCUGUCAGUGGAUCUCCUCGCGCGCGUGCCACUCUGCGCGUCCACUGUCACAAUACUCAACCUGAAUGCCCGCUGCGACAGCCACAAUCACAUCUCCAGCCUCGGCGUCAUAUCUCGUCUCGUCCACUUGCGCGAGCUGAUCAUGAAGAACACGACAGUGCUGCAGUCCACUCGCCAGCUACCUAUGGUCAUGACACCGGAGCUCCACGCGGUAUUUCGAAAGCUGCGCAAGCUCGUUGUUGGCGACUUCUAUCUAGUGAAACAUCUCCCCCUGCACGACUUGCCGGAGCUGGAGGAGGUAGACUUGGCUGGAACCGGUGUGACGAGCGACAUCGUACUGGCACUGUCGAGCUGCCACCGCGUGCAUACUCUCACACUAAGCGGUUGCGUCGGCAUCGACUGUUUUGCACCUCUGACAGCACUGACCCAUCUCUCUCGGCUUGACGUGUCGCACACGCACCUUGACAAUGCGGAGCUUCUCCACCUCUGCCGCAGCUGUUCACAGCUGCGCUUUCUUGCACUGAAUAGCUGCAACCACAUCACGGACUUCUCUCCACUAGCUCUCCUAGAGAAUCUGACGUAUCUCCACGUGGCCCGAACACGCUUCCGCACCUCUGACCUGGAGCGCAUCAAGGCUCUUCCAGAGCUGGAGGAAGUGCACAUGUCGUCGUGCCGCGUCGUCGACACUUUCACGCCGCUAGCUGACCUGCGAACGCUGCGGGUGCUUGACUUACGGGACACGUGGAUGGACGACGCCGGGAUCGAGGCUAUCGCGCGGUGCUGCCAGCUGAAACGCCUCAACUUAAGCUCCUGCCCCGCCAUCGAACACUUCUCGCCCCUCGCACAGCUCUCGAUGCUGGAUGAACUUAACCUCUCGUGCUCGCCGGUGACGGACACAUGCCUGGCAAUGCUCUGCGCCUUCGCCUUGAGCCUUCGCGUCAUCCUGCUCCACGGGUGUCGUCUUGUGAGCGACUUCACGCCGCUUCGCAAGCUUUCGUCGCUUGAGGAGGUUGGCGUCUGUGACACAGCCUUCAACGAUGACGCACUUGAGGCGGUGGCCCAGUGUCCUCAGCUGGCGAAGUUGCACCUACACGUCUGCACCGGAGUGACAUCGUUGUCCCCGCUGGCGGCUUGCGCUCAUCUUGUCUACCUCGGCAUCGGCGGCACGCGCUUCUCCAGCAAUUCUUCUGAGUCCGAGUGCUCGUCUCUCCAGGAGCGCGGCGUGCGGCUUAGUCAUCAAGUGUUUCUAGGCACUGACUUUUAG
Molecule: messenger RNA, 1608 nt
Organism: Leishmania braziliensis MHOM/BR/75/M2904
Lineage: Eukaryota; Euglenozoa; Kinetoplastea; Trypanosomatida; Trypanosomatidae
Exons: 1
Coding region: 1-1608 (535 amino acids)
Molecular function (GO): protein binding
Source: RefSeq, a predicted model, not a curated record